AAUGAACAGAAGGUGGUAAAGGUCUCUGAUGCUGCAGUUUUGGCAGACGAUUACAUAUUGACUCAUAAAGAUUUUGUGGAUAAGGUGGGUUUUAAACACUUUAAUCAUAAUACACACAAAGAUAGUGAGUCAUUUCUUAAACCAAGUGGGUUAAAUCGCUUCAAUAGAAGUACUGUUGGUCGUGAGGAUCGAGUAUGUCAUUUUUGUCAUAAACGUGGACAUGUUAGGGCAGACUGUUUCUUGUUUAAAAGAGGUGUGAAGCAAGGGCAGUUUACUCCUAAGGGAGCAGGUUUGGCUGCACCAGUGAGAAAUGUGGCAAAUAUACAGGAGUCUACUUCUGCAGUUUGUGCUUAUUUGCCAUUUAUUCGUGAAGGUUUUGUGUCAUUGCCAGGCAGUAAUAAAAAGGUCCCAGUGAAGAUUUUGAGAGACACAGGAGCAGUUGAUUCAUUUAUUUGUGCUGAUGUACUGUCAUUUUCAGCUGAUUCUGAGACGGGCACGUGCAUUCCAGUUAAAGGAAUGGGGUUAAAUGUUUUUUCUGUUCCUUUGCACAAAGUAAUGCUUGAGUGUGAACUGUUUCAGGGUGAGGCAUUAUUAGCAGUGCGCCCUGCGUUACCGAUAGAGGGAAUCUCAGUGAUCUUGGGUAAUGGUCUGGUUGGUAAUCGUUUAUGGGAAGAUGUUGCAAAGUUGGAUGUUCUUUCUGGAGUUC
This is a messenger RNA of Austrofundulus limnaeus, 706 nucleotides long. RefSeq lists its product as uncharacterized. Gene Ontology annotation, molecular function: zinc ion binding; nucleic acid binding. Lineage: Eukaryota; Metazoa; Chordata; Actinopteri; Cyprinodontiformes; Rivulidae. The record is from RefSeq and is a predicted model, not a curated record.